GAAGACCUACGGAUUUUAUUCAUGAAAAGAGCCACUGUCAAAUGAAAUCUACAAUGUGCAGGAAUGUAAUGGAACAUAACUAUACAAAUUUGGAAAUAUCUGUACUUUGGUUACCUAGGUAUGUGCCUAAAUAUAAAUUAAUUUAUCUACCAUAUUAUUAUGUGUUUAUUAUUAUCUGAUUUUUACAAUGGUAUAACAAAUUUUAAUAUUUUGGCAAAUUGUAUUAAAUGUCAAAACAAUAUAAACUAUGGCCAAAUAAACCUUACUUUGUCAUAAAUGUAGAUACCUACUACUGUUCUGAUACAGACAAUUUUAAUCACAAUAACACCAUUAGUAUCAAUUAUUUAUUUUCCUUAUAUUCAUAUUUAGAAAAUCAUUAUUACUUAUUGCAGGCAAAUACUUUUUUUAAAUUUCAGACACAAAUAACAAUUGUAAAAAUGUAAGUACAUUAUAAGUAUAUACAGCCGUAUAGGUACCUAUAUUUUGUUUUAAUAAGAUACUUUGUAUAAUUUAGAGAUUGGAAAUGACUGUGCACUCUUUUGAAAUAUUCAUUACCAUCUAUAAUGUGUGAUCCAACUGGCCCGAUAAGCAAAGUAUUCAAGGUGUUUGAAUUAAAAACUUCUAUAGCAGUGUUUUUGUUUUGUCAGAAACAAAUAGAAAACAGACACGACGUUAUUGACAAUGAAAACGAUUUAAUUAGUGAGUGCUUAUGAACAUAUUGUAUAAUAUAUACAUUUUAAUUUCAUUAAUAAUAUUGUAUCAUGGUUCUGAUUUAUUAGACAAAUUAGAAACUGAAUACAUGCUCAAAGUAAUAUUAUUGGUUUUUAAUAUAAAUAUAUUAAAAAAUAUAAUAUCUUGAUAUUAUAUGUUUAUUACUAAAUUGUGUUUCAAUUUUAAUUUUUAGCUGUGUCUUAAAAAAACAUGAAUGAGGACCUGGUUUCUAUUAGAUUUGAAUUUAUAUAUCAACGAUGAAAUGAAUAUCCGAUUUUAUACUAUUGACUGAUUAUCAUUCUAACAGAUGAUUUUUUUAUGUAUCCCAUGGAAUGGAUUUAACAUAAAAUAUACAUAAUAUCAUUAGCCAUCAGCAAAACACAUUUUCUUUAUUUAUUAUUAAUAUUAAACUAUACUCAAUACUAUUAAAUAACAGAACAAUUUUUAACCUACAUAUUAUGGAAAAUAAUGGAUAUAUUUUAAUUCAGGCUCAUAUUAUUUAUUGCUGAGUAAAGAUUACCUAAAAUUAAUCCAUAUGUGUUUAGUAAUUAUAUAUAGUCUAAAAAAUGUUUUAUUAAUUUGUAAUAUGUCAAUAAAUAUAAAAUAUAUUUUGUGAUGUUGAUGAAAAUUAUAGUAAUCGAGUAUCAAAAAUUGAAAAAUCAACACAAAGAAAUACUUUAAUGAUUUCCGUUUGACAUAAUGGUCAAAUGGUAAUAUCUUAUGAAAAACAUAUUGUCCCAACUAGAAGUAAUUUAAAUUUGAAAUUAACGUUAGAUUACAAAUAUUAAAUUUAAUUAUAUUUAUUAUGAUAUUUACAGUUGUACCUAUAAUAUGUUUUUCAUUUUAUAAUUUAUAGAAAUUGGAGAAGAUUUUGUACUAUUUUGACCAAUUACAAUACAGAGGAGUAAUUUGAAGGAGAAAAAUUUGAAUCAGCUGAAGAUGAAUAGUUCACAUUUGCACUUCCAGAUUAGCCAAUCAAGAGAUUGUUUGGGGGAGGUGAUGCUAUACCUUCUUGUGGUCUCCCCUGUGAGUAGUGUGAAUCUUAGCGUAAUUUUUCAAAGUCAAUAUACUGCGAACUCUACAAUGUUCACAUGAAACGAAAUAGCAUCAAAAUCGACAGCCAAACAUCACCAGACCUCUACUAAUAUUAUGACCCUACUUGUUUGAAAACAUUAUAUUGUUCAUUAGUUGAAUACGGUCAAAUUAUAUGGAGUCGUUUUCAAACCGGUCUCAUAACUAACAUCGAAAAACUACAAAAACGUUUUACAAAUUUGUAAAAAUUGACACCCAAUUCUAACUUAUUAACUUAAAAACUUAAUCUUCAAUGCUUUUCAGAUACAUAGUUUAAUUAUGAUAUUAUUUUCUUACAUGAUUCUUACACGAUUCUCAUGCGGGUGGCAGCAUCGAGUGACAAUCAGUUCAGAUACAUGUCUAAAAUAGAGACUAAAUCUAAAUCUCAUUAUUAUUAUUAUUAUUACAAGGUCACCAACCUAAAUCCGAGAUCCGUAAACCGGGGGCUGGUAAACUCCUACAAAAGUUGCUAAUCAACUACUAUUGCAGGAGAUUAGCUAUCCUAUUAUCCUACUAUUAUCCAACUAUUAACAUAGUUGUAACUCCUACAAUAGAUAGUGUUAACUCCUACAAAAGGAAGAGUUUAUAACUGAUUUUUACUUAUUUUAAAAUACCUAAUUUUACUUUUUACACUUUACAACUAUCUAGUGAAAAGUUAACAUAUUUUUUGUUUGAGUUAACACUAUAUUUUGUAGGAGUUAACAUUUUGUCAAUGUAGAUUACCCACUUUGGUAGGAAUUUACCAUUCCAUUACCUGUAAGAAAUAUCGCUGACAGUAACAAGUGAUUUAUGCCCCACAUGUAUUAAUUACCUCGUUGGGUAUGAAUCGCCAAUAGUAGGUAAUAAUAUAAAAUAUGAACAAAGAUAGGAAAGUUAAAUAAAAUACCUAUUCGGUAUAGGUAUCACAGAUUGGCGAAUUAUAACUUGUAUUUUUAUUUUAAAAUAUCUUUUCCUUAUGUAAUUUAAUAUACGACUAAUAUUUAUCAGUGGCGUAUUUGUGCGGGGUGUGAUGGGGGCGACGCCCCCUAUAAAUUAAUUUGUUUAGGUAUUUUCAAUAUACAUUUGUUAUGUAUGUAUUGUAUGUACAAAUAUAUAAUGUUGCUAGAAAAGUGUUAUUAGACAUAAGUAAAAAUAACAACACUUAUUGGUAAGAUAUAUAAGGGUGGAAUUAUCCUAUAUUAUGUAAUAGAAGUGGCCAAACUGCGGCUCUCGUCAUAGACUCAUGCGGCUGGCAUCUUAUCAUUAGAUACAAAUCAUUUUUUCAAAGAUUUUUUAUAUGAAUUUAUGUAUUUGAAGAAGUAUAAUAUUUUAUAAAAAAAUUUACAAAAAUAAUAUUAUUAUAUUAGUAUUUUUAAUAUAAUAUUUCAAUGUGUAUUUUUUUUUUUAAUUUUAAUGUAUUUACAAUUAUUAGUUAAUAUCUUAUUUGUUGUGUUGUUCACUUUUUUUUUUUUAAGUUUUCGAAGUCAGGAUUAUACGUUGUUAUAGAGGUCCUUAUUUAUAAUUCAGCUAAAUGAUCAUAUGUUAAAAUUGAACGAUGUUUAGAUUUUAUUAUUUUUAUUGUCGAGUAUAAAAACUCCUAAGAAUAUGUUGUUCUGAAAAUUCUACACAUUUUAUACAUAUUUUUAUAUUUUAUCUUCUUAACGAUAAUCAUAUAUUUAUAUUAUAAAUGGGCUAAGGGGAAAAACCAUAAUAAAAAUAAUAAUAAUAAUAAUAAGUAUAAUAAAUUUGGAAAAAAUUUAAAAUACUGAAACUUUGAAUGCUCUUAAUCUGUCAGUUUUUUAUUCAUGGUUUAUUUCAUUAAAAAAUGGAUAGUGAAAUGAUAACCUUAAUGAACCAGCUAAAUCCAAUACAUGAAAUAAUAAAUGUUUCUUGAUGUAUUUUGAUAGAAAAAUUAUUUACAGAAACUGAAAAAACAUAAUUAAAAAAUAUACAUUAAUAACCCAGCUUAUACGCUCAGAAAUUAAAAUUAUUGCAAUAUGCGAUCAUUUUUUUUUUUAUUUUACCACUAAUAACACAUUUUUAUAAAUGGUGAACUUAGUUUCAAACUGACGAGCAUUUUUGCAACGUCCACAUAAAUCAAAUAAAAUCAAAAAAACUCUGCAAUUUCAAAUGGUUUUAAACUGCUUGCAGAAUAAAAGUCGGAACAGAUAUCUGUUUGAAUAGGUACAAUGUUAUACGCAUUGCGUUAUUGGUUUUCAAAAGCCGCAUGAGCGUAUAUUCAUGUUAAAGAUUAAUUCGUAUUAAUGAAUUAUUCAUCGCAACCGCAUCGCGAUUACAAACCGACCGCCACUACAAAUUAGUGCAAGGUCAACCGCCUACCAAUGAUUUUUGGAAGUUAGGGCGGACUACGCCCUUGCGUCUGUAUCGAAAGAAGUACACAAGUCCCCGCCCUAUAGAUUCCGAACGGGGUAUAUAUAAGUAGCGGGACGCCCGUCAUCGGCAUCACACUCACAACACAACUCCCGAGUCGACCAUAGGUUAGGUAGGAAGCAAAACCCAGCGAUGACGGAGCAAGAGUAAAGAAACAAGCUUUUAUCGCCGCCGUCCCUGCUCGUAAGCGUCACAUAUUUUAUGAUGAUCUACUUCAAAAUAUUUUUUGGUAUAAUACAAAACAAUAUUUGUUUACAUCGAGCCGUUUUUUUUCCAGCGGUUCUCGCUUAUUCCGCUUCCGCCCCGGGAUCCUUCUCGUACGGAUACUCCACGUACGGCGCCUACCCGUACGCCUAUCCUGCUCCGUUACCGUACGCGGCAAAGGCCGCUUAUGCCGAAGACGACGGUAGCUACUGGCCCGGCAAGUACGAGAAGAUCUACGUCCCAGCUCCCUACCCGACCGUCUACCACUACUGAACCGCACCGUCCCGUCAACUAUUCUCAACGUCACGCCUACAAUAAAUAAUUAUUAUUACUUACCCGUAUCGUUAUAUGAUACGUUUUUUUUUUCAAAAAUAAAUAUGUGAUCUUGUUUUUUUUUUUCAUCAAUCGUGGCGUUCGUUUUAUUCAUUGAUUCAUCCGCACAUCAGUGUCUGAUGAAUCAAUGAAUUCUCAAUUUAUAUGUAUUUCUAUUAAAAAAAUGUAAAAUCAAAUUUUACAUUGAAACGGGUAGCUAUUUCCUUUUAACGAGAAUACUGAAAGAUUUAUUAGAAUAUGAUCAUAUUUUAUUAUAGAAACCUGAAAUAGUCUAUAUAUACCUACAAACCAAAUAUUUAAAUCUUUAGAUUAUAGGUGGGGAAUUGGGAAGUUAAGUUAGAUAUAGUUCAAUAAAUUUAUGCCUGUACAUAAUGAUAAAUUUCUAACGAAAUGCCAAAAGAGUUUUAUUCACAUAAAUCUGAAAAUAUGUCUUCGGGAAAUGCCGUGAUUUUUACAACUUUACUCAAAAUUUGAAUUUAAUACUUUCAAAAAAGAAAAUCUUGAGUAUGAAUUUUUGAUAUAUUUAAAGUGCCACAGUAAUAAUUUAUAAUAUAUUUUUAAAGUAAACAAUUUAAUUUUUUUAAGACUUUAUUUAGAGGAAAGCUUUCCCUGAAAUCUUUAUAAACCAUUUUAAAUGUCAGAGCUCCGUCAAAGAUCUCAAAUUCUCCCCCAUCUUCCAUUUUGUAUUAUGGAAAUAUUCUUUAAAAAAAAAACAUUAAAUAACCGAUUGCUAUAAUGCCAUAGUGUUAUUAUAACCUAAUAUAAUCUAAUGCGUAAAGACAUAAAGUGAGUAAUAAUCCAAUAUUACUUCUAAAAAAAUAUCAAAUUUUGAGCACACAAUCAGUAAGAAUAAGGAUUAAAAUUUAAAACACAGAAAUGGGAUAUUCCUAACACUAACACUGUACUGUUGCAAUUUUCGACUGGAAGCGUGAGUAAGAAAAUUAUGGAGGCAAUUUUAAAAAUUGUAUAAAAUAAAAAAUUUAAUACAAAUAAAAACAAUAUGUUACAAAGCAAUUGUAAUUUUAUUAAUAUAUAUCAAAAUAUUUCUAAAUUUCAUAAAAAAAAAAUCACUCAAUGUAAAUUUUCUUCAAAUUUAAAAAUGCUAUAAAUCAAUAAAUGUUAAAUUUAGGUCAAUGAAUCAAAAUGACUUUAAAAAAAUGGUCUAUUCAUAAUAUCUGGUGACAACAAAAAUAAAGGUUACUAUUUAAAAAAAAGUAAUUUUAAUUGCUCAUGAACGCGCUGAAAGGUUAAAAACUGAAAAUCAUCUCGAGUUUGUACUUCGGUUCUCUCCAUCAUCACCUACCGAAAAUCCCAUUUCAAGGUCAUUGGGCUGAGAUAUUUAAUGGUACAUACCUGUAAGAUGGGAUACACUGUAGAUAAUAUUUGUAUACUUUGUAUUAUACUUCUAUAAUUUGUGUAUUAAAUUAUGUUUGCCAAACUAAAAUACCAUUUAGUUUGUAGUUUAAAUUGCCAGUGAACUGCAAAAGGCUUUAUCGAUUUUUUGAAAUUCCUUAGCCUUCUUUGAAUUUUCUUAUCUAUUGCCGAUUUUGAUACACCAGGAAGUUUAUGAAAACAAAUAUACAAAAUUCAAAAUGCACUAUGUACAAAUUAUAUUUAAAUAGGAGAUACAAAUUACUAAUUGUCUUUUUACAAAAUAUAAUUUGUAGGUAUUUUUAAAUAGGGACAAUCACAAUACUAAUAUCUUACAUAUUUUGCGCCCAAUAUGGUGUAUAUAGAGGUACAUAAUUUCCUAACACUAAGUAGGUAUUUGUAUUAUUUUUUUUUAAUGUAUUAAUUUGUAAUUUUACUUUAGAUAUAUGAUAAUAUAUAAGUUCAAGGGUUAGUUCACUCGAUCAUUCUUUUAAUAGUAUAAGGUGUGUACAAAAAUAAAAUUCAUCGAAGAUUAACUAUUGUAUACUCGUAUAUUGCCCAUGUGUUAUGUAAAUAGUUUGUACAUGCGUUAUAUUUUAAUACAAUAUUAUUAAGAUCUCCAGAGACAAAAAAAAAAUCUGAUACUGAUCUGAUGAUGUAAAUUUUACAAUUACCAAUUCAAAUUUGAACUUCAAACGUGUAUAUAAAAAAAAUUCUAAAUUGUGCUAAACUUUUUUAUUUUGGCUAUUAAUAUAACUGAUGAUGGACUUCAACAGUCAAAUUAAAUGAAUUUCACAAUGUCCAAACAUUUCUGAUCGGCCAAAAUAAUUUUGUACAUAUAAAACCAAAUUAAACUAAAAAUAUUUACUUAAUAAUGUCAUCAAAUGCCUAUAAAUAGUUUAAAAACCACCAGAAUGUUUUACAAAUUUCAUAAAAUCUAAAAAGGCCAAUAUAGUAGUAUUCCGUGAAUAUUUCAGAUCCACAAUUAUUUUUAAUCGAACAAAACAAAAAAUCGAAAAUAAUGAAAUAAUUAUUUCAGUAUACAUUUUCUUGUGUUUUUUUUUCGUUUUUUAAAAAACGUAAAAACGUAUCUUAUUUCCGGUUUAUCUCAGUUAUACAGAAAUAUUUCGCUGCUACACUUGAAUUUCAGAGUAAGAAUCUUGGUUUAAAAACAAAACCGAAUAAAGUGGAAGUAAUGAUACUUUCGUUGCCGUGAAUUUAUCGAUUUUUUCUACACAUUUUUUUUAAAAAUUGUUCCCAAUUAUUAUGAAAACUGCUAAGACUGCAACGAUUGCGUGUUAAUUUUUUUUUUUGUCCAAUGAAUUUGGCAAUGGUAAUAAUAAUAUAUUACACUAGUCAUAAUUUUUGGGAAAAAAAAUAUUCAAUUUACUAAGCGGAUAAUAAAAAAUUAAAUUACGUAUAAAAAAAAAAAAGAUCUUAUAUCAUACUGAUGGGUGUGCCACUGUUGUAUUUGUGGGAAGUUCGGUAGGUUGGUCGUUGGUAAUAAUAUAUAGUUAUUUAAUUAACAACUUCGCGCAACGAUAAAUCAUUUAACAAUGAUUCUGAAUGAAGUUCGAUUGAACAUGUUUUGAAAAAUCAUAAUUUUCAUGGUUUUCAUAAAAAUUUAAACUUAACAAUUUCAUAAAAAAAUUAUCUCAUUACGCUGAACUUUUUUUUAGACCAUUAGAUAUAAAAUUAUGAUUCACCUCGUGUUAAAUUUACGAACAUUUACGUCCAAGACAAUUUUUCCCACAUAAACCUAAACAAUGAAAUAAAUUUAAAAUGGCUUAAACACCUCCAAAAUCGCUAGAAAGUUUUGAAAAUGUUACCGGAUUUAGAAUGGGAUAAUAUAUAAGAACACUCAGUGAAAACUUCCGGUCUCUGCGAUUAUCUUCAACACAAUUAAAAUAAAAAGCCCAAAACUGCUGAUAUAUGUAAGUCACUGUUUUAGCAAGAAAUUUCGAAGGGAAUAUAUAUUAUAUAGAGUAAUUCAAUUUAUGUCUGUACGAAACUAGGUACAAACUACUGUUUUACAAACACGGUUUUCCCCCUAUUUCUUCGUAAAAACAGCUGGAAAAAUCAAAAAAUAAUCUCCUUGAAAUACUACCUCAGUUAAAUUUCCUUUUAAAAAAAGAGUUAUAUACUUAAAAAUCUGAGUAAAAUUGCUGGGAGAAAAAUAAAUAAACAUUGUAAAACUAAUACAUUCCUCGCUCCGCUCAGAAUCUAAAAUACAUAUUUUGACCAUUUACGGCGUUCUAACAAAUUGAAUAUUGCAAAUAGUCUUUUUGUAAGUCAAUUUUUCAAUCAUACGACAUACUAAUAUCAUAGAUAUGAAUUUUACGAUUUUUUUUUAUGUGUAAUAAACAAAUAUAAAAAAUUUAAAAAAAAAUUAUACAUAAAAAUAAAAAAAUAAUUAAUUAAUACAUCUGGAGUAUUAUACGACCGAUUUCGAAUCAGGUAUAUCACAGUCAAAAUGUAAAACUUGACUGAUUAUAAAAAAUUAAAUUGUAGUACGAAAUAUCAAAAUAAGAUGUUUAAUGAAUUCGCUAAAAUUUUGAACAAUAAUACAAAUAAUUUAAUCAAACAUGUAAACAAUAGAACUAAAAACUUCACAAAAACUCCUCCUUCCUUUAAAAAUGCUGCUAUAUAUGAACAUAAAUGUAACUGUAAUACAUUUUAUACAGGUUAGACAAAUAGAUAUUUUAAAAUAAGAUAUAAAGAACACAUUUCUGAAAGAAAAUUAAAAGACUGCUUCUAAUUCAAAUUUCGCCAAACGUGUUUUAGAAAAUAAUUAUAAUAUAAAGCUUUGAUAUUAAUACAGACUCAGGGACAUAAAAUAUCCAAAAUAACAUUUACAUUAAUUCAGUUUUAGAAGAAUGAUGUAUAUACAUAUAUACAAUGAAACAAAGAAAAAUAAUUUAAUAAUAUUUUAAAUGCAAAAACCAAUUUUAAAAAUAAUUUCUUAUAUCAAUACAUUUUAGAUAAUAAAUAUUAACCAAACAAUUGAUAUUUCUUAAAAUAUCUAUGUCUAAUAAUAACCCAUAUUAAAUAAUCUCUUCAAUUAAAAUAAAUUAUUUCGAUAUGAAACGGCCAAUUUGUAAACAUUUUUGCUAUGUAUUCAUUUAAUUUUUUGCAUUCAUCGCGUUGUACAUUUUGACUGUGAUAUACUUGAUGAUGAAUUUUUAAUUCGAAACCGGUCGUAUAAUACUUCAGGUGACGCAUUUAUUUAUUCCAGAUCUCUAUACAUAAUUUAUUUUUUAUUUAUGUAUUUAUUUACGAUUAUUAACCAUUUUAAUAAUUAUUUUUUUUACUUUAUUAUUUUAUUAUUAUUAUUAUUAUUUUUUUUUUUUUUUUAUAUAUUUAGCUCAUUUUUUUGCUUGUAAGAGCAGUGUAUAAGUUUUGAAUAUUGCGUUUCGAGAGUCAGUGACCGCGCGUCUCGUCCAAGGGCAGCAAGGAUACCGCGGACGUACAGGUACGCAAAAAGUAUGCGUAUUUACGUCCAAAACUUGUUCACGGUACACCCCGAAGCCAAGUGUGUGAAAAGUGUAUCAAAAUGCUAUAAUUUUUAAUUUACUACGAACUACGCAUGUUCGUUCGGAUUGGACGUCUCGCGAUAAAUCCGUAUACGGGUACGUUGUCGACGGUGGCACAUCCGGCAACGCCCUAAAAUAAUAAUUGGGCGUGUUACACGAAGUAUUAUAGUUUCGUUAUUACAAUAUUAUAUUUUAUUAUAAAUAAAAAAAUAAUCCAGUUUAAUCGGAGUAUUAUAUAUAAAACUAUUACCAAGGUCACGGUUACGGUCAACGUGCCGCAGUCCAGAAUAUUGACCGUCAACGUAACAAGCGUCGUCCGCAAGGUCGACCGCCUCCGGGACGCCCGGACUUUUGACCGUUCGAAACCGGCGACGCCCUUUUCGGUGGUAGGCCGUAAAAAAAGAUCGCGAUAACAGUCACCGGGCAUCACAUUUUCGUAAAAAUACACAUUUACUUGCCCGAGUCCUAAAGUCGACCGCAGGUUGAAGUUUGUAGAUCGCCGUUGUAGUAAACGCAGCAAAAAAAAACGCCGCCAAACUCAAAAUGGCUUCUUUCAAGAAUCCGGUAAGUGGACGGUUUUGACUACGUGCCAUUACAAUACACGAUGAUUGCGUUUAUCUGCAUCUAAAAAUCGGACGGUAGUAAUUAUUUCCGAAAUAAAGUUAGAGUGGGUCUACCGCAGUAUGGGCAUAUCAUUUAUUGACGAUGAAUACGUUUCUACCGAACAGUCACAAUCAUCGCCGGUAAUGCUAAUGGGCAAACAAAAUGGCAACUUCAUGAUAUACGAUUUAAAUUGGUCGAGUGCAAGGGGAAGAUCGAGAAUUCUCACCCGACCGUACAAUUAUUAUUAUCAAUUUUAUCUUGCACAAUUCAUUAUAACAUAGAUUUUUUUAUUGUAUCCCGGCAGAUAUUCGUCGCCUUGGUCGUCUGCGCCGUCGCCGCCGAAGAAGCAAAACCUAGCGAUGACGGAGCAAGAGUAAAGAAACAAGCUUUCAUCGCCGCCGUCCCUGCUCGUAAGCAUAACACAUUUUAUGAUGAUCUACUUGAAAAUAUUUUUUGGUAUAAUACAAAACAAUGUUUGUUUACAUCGAGCCGUUUUUUUUUCGUUUUUUUUUUUCCAGCGGUUCUCGCUUACUCCGCUUCCGCCCCGGGAUUCUUCUCGUACGGAUACUCCACGUACGGCGCCUACCCGUACGCCUAUCCUGCUCCGUUACCGUACGCGGCAAAGGCCGCUUAUGCCGCUUACCCGGCUUACCCCGCUUACGCCGAAGACGACGGUAGCUACUGGCCCGGCAAGUACGAGAAGACCUACGUCCCAGCUCCCUACCCGACCGUCUACCACUACUGA
Cinara cedri is the source of this 10941-nucleotide messenger RNA. The record is from the annotation of a GenBank genome assembly. Lineage: Eukaryota; Metazoa; Arthropoda; Insecta; Hemiptera; Aphididae.